CUCCAUUUUGAGCUUGGAAGCAUUGACCAAGACAUUACCUUGGUUAGCACGUUUGGCGAAUCGAAAUGAAAUAUUAAAAGGAUUCAUUCAGGGAACACUUCCGACACUUUUGGUGCAAUCAUUCAAUUUCUUAUUACCAAAAACCAUGAGAUCUUUUUCUGGGCUUCAGGGAUUUCAUGCUCGCAGUGUGAUCGAACUCUCAACAUUCGCAAAGUACUAUUUUUUCUUACUGGUGAAUGUUUUGCUUAUAUUUUCCAUUGCGGGCACUAUUGCCAAGAUUUUUAAGGAAAUUGAAGAGAUUAUAAAAGAUCCGACGAAAAUCCCGUACUUGCUUGCAACAACUUUACCUCUGGUGUCGAACUUUUUUGUGAACCUUGUCAUUCUACAAGGGAUUGGCUUGUUUCCGGUUCAGUUAUUGCAAGGACCAGAAAUUUUUUCGGCAUGGUUCACGCGCACUUUCCUUGCACGAACACCUCGUGAAUACGCAGAAGCCAAUGCUCCACCGUUCCUAGAUUACGGACAAAGAUUACCACCCAUUAUAUUGGUUUUUGUUGUUAUCCUUGUAUAUUCCUCGAUCACUCCUCUAAUUCUUCUUUUUGGCACGAUCUAUUUCUUCUUCGGUUAUAUGACGCAUAAGUAUUUGUUAUUAUAUGUAUAUUUUCAUCCUUACGAAACUGCCGGACUUGCGUGGCCAAAGAUAUUCCACAGAAUCAUUGUUGGGCUGUACAUCUAUCAGAUCAUGAUGAUUGGAUAUAUGUCUUUGAGGAAAAGUUAUGUCAUGGCUGGUAGUCUGACUCCGAUCCCCAUUAUCACAGCUAUCUUUUAUUAUUAUGUAAACGAAGCAUAUAAUCGAAGUGCUGCCUUCAUCCCAUUGAAGACUCUAAGGGAAGAGGAAAAUAGAUCGGCAAGUAAGGUUGACGAUGUAAAUUUGGCACCUGUACCACCGACGCUGGUUGAAAAUGAAGAAACGUUGCAUCACAACCAAGUUUCACCGCCACAACGUAAGGAUUUUCAUUCGAGGAGGACAUUGGAUAAUGACAUUUAUCGUGCUACCCCAGAUUUUUACACUGACUAUAGUCAACCACCUAUAACUUUACACGAUGGUGUACUCGACACCGGAAUACGUAACUACGGUGCACCUGAACUUUACGGAGUACUUCCUUGGUUGUGGCUACCGGUUAAAGGAACAGAUUUAAAGAGAGCAAAACAUUUUAAGUUCUUCGGGCAAUUGUUGGGCAUGGAUAGUGGAAAUGCUCGUUCUGUUGAAGAAAGCGUACCACUGUUGGGUCCUAACUAUUCGACUGAGUCAAUAAUAGUUGGAGAUUCGGGAAAUCGACUUCGUAAUUCGCUUGAAAGUAUACAUUCUGAGAUUAAUGUGGCAAGCGGGUCAGGAGAAAACGAGCAAAUAAUAGGUAGUCCAUCAGGAGAAAGAAUCAUCACGGAAGUGCAAGAUGAACAAAGGCUUAGUAGUAUAGCCGAUAAGCUUGGAGAGUUUGCUGGUAAAAAUUUUGAUUAA
Acaulospora morrowiae is the source of this 1516-nucleotide messenger RNA. The record is from the annotation of a GenBank genome assembly. Lineage: Eukaryota; Fungi; Glomeromycota; Glomeromycetes; Diversisporales; Acaulosporaceae.